UCCGGAAAAUAGAUAAUAUUAAUCCUUCAAAUAUUAAUCAUCCCUUCGGAAAAGAAGAAAAGAAAAAACAUUCUUGCAGGUUUUCUCGAAUUGAACAUUCUUCAUUCUAUAUUUUAGAUCCUCACUAUCCAUUGCUACAAUACCAAGUUCAAGAGAAAAUAGAGCAAGCCGGAGGUACUAGUCAACUUCGAUUCUUAAUUACGGCGAUACCAGAUUUUGCACACGCAUCUGAUGAAUUUUGUAGCAGAUCCUUAACCUUCACUUUCGUCUCUGAGAAAUUCAUGGUAAAAUUAAAACGGCGGACUAGCUCCAAUACCAAGUUCAAGAGAAAACAGAGCAAUCAAAGUCCGAGGGUACGAGUCAACUUCGAUUCUUAAGCACGGCGAUACCAGAUUUUGCACCCCAUCUGAUGAAUUCAGGAUGUAUGUGGUUCCACCAUGAUUCCUAGAUGGGUAAAUAGUUACGAGUGAACUGAGAGGCAGGGGAAGGUGAAUUGGAGCAAGGAGACCACCAGCUUAGUUUUUUUCUUUCUUCUCCGGCUUCACCUGACUACUUGGACAGAAUGGGGAUACUGAUGAGCAGGUUACCAGGAAUGAUUAUGAGGCGCGGAAGCACAUCAAUUGCAGCAGCAGCACCACAACAACAGCUGAGCUCUAUGGUCGGAAACUUGAAACUUAGAGGCCGUGGAGAUGAGAUAUCCGACUUAAUGCUCAAAUUAGGUUGUCAUGAUAACAUGUUUGGUCAUACUAAUGAAGAAGAAAACAAUGAGAAGGUGACAGCAAUUAGAAGCAGCAGAGUUGCAACUGAUAGUACUGUCCGCCUCAACUGUAUAACAGGGGUGACCGGCAGUGGAAAAACAACACUUGUCCAGACGUUAUUACAAGACCAGAAUGUGAGGAAACAUUUCGAUCAUCAUAUCUACUGGGUCUCGGUGAGUGGUUCCUUAGAUGAUAAGAAGAGGCUUGCCGAUGAAAUACUCAAAGCGAUGGAGUUAGCAGUCCCUCCAUAUUAUGAAUGGGAUCCUCUACGGAGCCAUUUAAGAGGUUGUAUUGAGAAAAAGAAGUUCCUACUUAUUCUUGAUGAUGUGCGUGAGGAUGUUGACAAUGUGACAUGGGAUCAAGAACUGAAGCCUUGCCUUGAUGCUGCUGCACCUGGAAGUAAAAUUCUGGUUACUACCAAAUACAGAAAUGUUGCAGAAAAGAUGGUUUCCUCCAGUGAAGAUGUGAUCCAUUUAGGCCAAUUAUCGGUCGACGACUCUUGGUUAUUGCUUUGUGAUAUUGCUCUCCAAUCAAGAACAGAAGAUCAGAUCAGAGACUUCGAAAGAGUUGGUAGGCAACUGGCUGAAGGAUGCUUAGGCGUACCUUUUGCUAUAAACACUUUGGGAUGCACCUUGAGCCACAAAGGAACUAUACAAGAGUGGGAGGCUGAACUUGAAAGUGGUUACUGGACUCGGAAUUCUGAAGAAGAAGAGUUGAAAGCACCACCUCUGCUCACCAGUAAUGACCCUUCCACCGCUGACUUGAGAGGAUUCUUCAAAUUCUGUGGUUUCCUACCAUAUGAUUAUGAGGUAGACAAAGUUGUUCUUAUCAAAUUGUGGAUGACGGCUAAGCAACGCUUUCUUGAUGGAAAGGACGGUGACCAGAUGGAGAUGGAGAUGAAAGGUGAAGAGUACUUUGAUACUCUAGUGAUGCUUUCUUUUUUGCAAGGUUAUGAACGAGGUGGUGUUGAUGAUCAAAAGAAGCGUCGUUACAAGUUUUACAGUCCCCUGCAUGCUCUUGCUAAAUCUGAGGCCGGAAAGGAGAGUCGUUGCAUCGAAGAAGAUCGAACAAGUCCUUGUCCAGCAGUGCUCAAAUGUAGUAGAAAGACACUCCACUUGACACUAAUCUUCAAAGACGACAAUGUAGAUUCCAUUCCUCCUACCGUGUACCAAGAGAAUAAGCUGCAAGUGCUGAAAUUCGUCAAGAGUUCAAGGAGAUGGAACCCGCUAAUGAUCCCACCAGAUGUUUUCCGUCAGUUCAUACAUCUAAGGGCAUUAGAUAUGAGCUACACUGGCCUUCAUGAUUUAUCACCGGAGAUAGACAAGCUGACACAACUAAGGUAUCUUAACUUGUCCGGUUCAAAGUUUUCAACACUUCCCGAUACAGUUUGUAAUCUGGAGUAUCUGGAAACCUUAAUUCUGAACGACUGCGAGGAACUUACUAGACUGCCUCAGAAGAUGGGAAACCUUACUAAAUCGAGGCAUAUUGAGCUUCAAAAUACUCCAAAACUUCUGUACUUUCCCGAAGGUUUUGGAAGGUUAACCGAUCUUAGAACUUUAACUAAGUUUGUGAUAGCAAGUUCAUCAAGUAACGGUGCCAAGAUUGAAGAACUGAAAGACCUGAACUUACUCGAAGGACACCUUGAGAUCAGGGGAUUGAAGAGAGUGAAAAGUGGGUCUGAUGCUCUGAAAGCCGAAUUGGUGAGAAAGACACAUCUCCAGUCUCUAUGUCUUGACUUUGAUUGCGAUCAAGAGCAAACACCCGAAGCAAUAAAAGUUAUGGAAAUUGUGCUAGAAGCCCUCGGCCCAUUUCCAAAGAUGCGGAAAAAUGUAGAAGUCCGGAACUAUCUCGGUUCAAAAGCGUUGGUGUCAGCAUGAGCUAACUAGAUAGGCGGCGGAAUAUAUUAGAAGAUCAGUAUCCAAUAACCGAAAUGGUCAGAGACGAGCUGGAUUGCGUUUACUGCAGCAGCGUGACAGCCGUGUGUUUUUAAAGAAAGGUCCAUUUCUAUAGGGGAGGAUCCACUGUCAAGCUUAUUCUCAUAUUACUUGACAUUUUCGAUACUAACUUUUCUGUAAAACUCAAACAACAACAGAGAUGAAGCUAAUAUUUUUGUCUAUAUGUUUUUCAUACGAACUGCACUAAUUAUUGGUAUUAAUAUAAUACUGGUAAGAAGAACAUAUUAGGAAAACAUUAAUUUCAAAUCCAUUGUUUAUUGGGUUUUAUAAAAUAUUUACGAUCUUAAAUGUUAAA
Papaver somniferum (opium poppy) is the source of this 3008-nucleotide messenger RNA. Its product is annotated as putative disease resistance protein RGA3. The transcript is spliced from 5 exons. Gene Ontology annotation, molecular function: ADP binding. Gene Ontology annotation, biological process: defense response to other organism. The record is from RefSeq and is a predicted model, not a curated record. Lineage: Eukaryota; Viridiplantae; Streptophyta; Magnoliopsida; Ranunculales; Papaveraceae. Bases 563 to 2635 code for a protein of 690 amino acids.